Eucalyptus grandis is the source of this 855-nucleotide messenger RNA. Its product is annotated as xyloglucan endotransglucosylase/hydrolase protein 2. The transcript is spliced from 4 exons. Gene Ontology annotation, cellular component: apoplast; cell wall. The record is from RefSeq and is a predicted model, not a curated record. Bases 1 to 855 code for a protein of 284 amino acids. Gene Ontology annotation, biological process: cell wall biogenesis; xyloglucan metabolic process. NCBI's taxonomy places the organism in Eukaryota, Viridiplantae, Streptophyta, Magnoliopsida, Myrtales, Myrtaceae. Gene Ontology annotation, molecular function: hydrolase activity, hydrolyzing O-glycosyl compounds; xyloglucan:xyloglucosyl transferase activity.
AUGGCGCUCUUGAAGUUUGCCGGCUUUCUCCUCCUCCUCUGGCUUCUUUUCAUCGGUGAAGCGGUUCAUGCGAGCAGCGCAAGCUUCGAUGAGAACUACCGAAUAACAUGGGGUUACGAUCACAUCACGCCUUUGGAUGGCGGCCAAGAGAUUCAGCUCUCAAUGGAUGCUUCUUCUGGAUCGGGGUUCGCGUCGAAGAAGAGCUACGGAUCUGGAUUUUUCCACAUGGAGAUGAAGCUGCCGGGGAGGAAUUCCGCCGGAGUCGUCACCACUUUUUACCUGAUUUUGCACGGGAAUAGGCAUGACGAGUUGGACUUCGAAUUCCUAGGCAACAGGGAAGGCAAACCGAUCACGCUACAGACCAAUGUGUUUGCAGAUGGAGUUGGCAAUAGGGAGCAGAGGUUCCUGCUCUGGUUUGAUCCGACAGCUGAUUUUCACUCUUACAAGAUCCUUUGGAAUCAUCAUCAGAUCGUGUUUUACGUGGAUGACAUCCCCAUAAGAGUGUUCAAGAACAACAAGCGGAUCGGAGUGCCCUACCCGACGCAGCCCAUGCAGAUUGAGGCAACCCUGUGGAAUGGGGAUAGCUGGGCGACGGAUGGGGGCCAGACCAAGAUAGAUUGGAGCUACGCGCCGUUCCGGGCCCAAUACCGAGGCUUCAACAUCUCCGGCUGCGAGUUCCAGAGCCAAGACCCCCGCCACUGCUACUCCUCGGCCUACUGGUGGAACUCGUGGAGUCACUGGAGUUUGGACGAGGAGCAAGAUAGGCAGCUCGACAACGUGAGGAAGAAUUUCAUGAGCUACGACUACUGCACAGACAGGUCUAGAUAUCCCGUGCCGCCGCCCGAGUGUAUUUAA